AUUAUAUGUAUUUAGGUUGCCACCAUUGCCCGCAAAAAAAACUCGCCAUUGGAUUAUGUUUAUUGUACAAUAACGUUCAAAUUUGAACUUUCGAGGCUGGUUUCUAUCAAGAAUGAUCAAAAAUAUUAACGUUUUGUUACCGCAAUGAAGUUACGUUGCUUGUAACGUUGAUGUGCGCGCGGAACUACCGGAUUCCAUUUGUCAAGACGUUGACGCUAGCAGCUAGCUUGGGCUAGCUGCCCUUACUUUGUGUUAAUUACGUCAAAUUUGUUUCAUUGCUGCCACAUUAGUUUGGCAAUACACAACACGUUAGCUGAAGCAGUAGUUUAACAACACGGUUGGACCACAAAGAGCUUCAGAGAAUGCUGGCCACGGGAGCUGCUGUAACUAACGUCACAGCCCUGGCCCAGGUAGACCGGGAGAAGAUCUACCAAUGGAUCAAUGAGUUGUCCAGUCCAGAGACCAGAGAAAAUGCCUUGCUGGAGCUUAGCAAGAAGCGAGAGUCUGUGCCAGACCUGGCACCGAUGCUCUGGCACUCCUGUGGCACUAUUGCUGCCCUGCUGCAGGAAAUAGUGAACAUCUAUCCAUCUAUAAACCCACCUACGCUUACAGCUCACCAGUCCAACAGGGUGUGCAAUGCCCUGGCACUUCUGCAGUGUGUUGCCUCACACCCCGAGACAAGGUAA
Notothenia coriiceps (black rockcod) is the source of this 686-nucleotide messenger RNA. Its product is annotated as cell differentiation protein RCD1 homolog. The record is from RefSeq and is a predicted model, not a curated record. Gene Ontology annotation, cellular component: CCR4-NOT complex. The transcript is spliced from 3 exons. Gene Ontology annotation, biological process: mRNA catabolic process. Lineage: Eukaryota; Metazoa; Chordata; Actinopteri; Perciformes; Nototheniidae. The coding region runs from base 363 to 686 and encodes 107 amino acids.